AUGCUUCCCGCCCCGAGCUGCGCCGGCUGGGCCUUCGUGUACUGCACGACGCUGCUCUUCUUCAGCGCCUACCGCGUGCUGACUCUGCGCAGUCUCAUCACCAUGUACGGCACUGAAAAGGACGCGACGCUGGAUGUGCAAGUGGGCGCAGUGGCACUCGGCGCAUUGCAAGACCUCGUGUGCGCCACGUACCUGUCUGCUGCCCUGUGGGGUCGCAGAGCACGACAAAAAGCGACAGUCGUGCGGUUCUUUGCGUCGUUCCUGCUCUUUGCGUUCAUGUCGGUGCCCUUUGUGGCCGAUCAGCUGCUCGUUCGCAUCCGAGACAUGCGAUUCAACUUCGAUUUAGUGAAAAUGGCCAUCCACGAGUCGAAUAACGCCAGCGCCGCCGAGAUUUCGAGCGCCGAAGUGAAUCAAGCUUAUAUCAGUGCAGCUAUGGCCGUGGCUACAGCUACCGUCUUUGCCUGUGUCCGAGCCAGCAAUAACUGGGCAGAUCUGACCAGUUGGAGUCCUACGAAAGAGAUUAUUCGAAGCGCGAGAUGGUGCGGGCGACGCGUGAGGGCCGUUGUCGCUGUCAUGGCGCUGGUGCUGCUGCCUGCUGUGGUGCUGGCGCUAAGUCAGGCGUGCUCAGCGCUGGUGGCGUACGCGGCACUGAACGCGACGCUGAAUGAGCUCUUCAUGCACGCGCUGUUUGUCUCGUCUCAGGGUUUCUUGCCCUUGAUUGCGAACGGCAGCAUCUCAGCCGAGACGUACAUCCAUACCGAUACAGAGGACUAUGAACUGUUUCGAGAGGAUUCACUCUAUCGACGCACCACUGGAUUCCACGGAGAUCUCGCGUUCGACGUCAAAGUGGAGAACGAAAACCCGCCGAAUGUGUUGCUUGUCGUGGUGGAAUCGUUCCGGUAUCACGACUCGCACUACCUCGUGGGGCAGGAAGACCCGUCAAACCUGUUCCGAGGCAGCAACGUCACCGUCACGCCUAAUUUUGACAAAUGGGCCAAGCGUGGCGUGGCCUUCGGCAACAUGUGGUCGAGUUGGAGAACUAGUCGAUCCGUGGAGAGUCUUCUGUUUGCUCAGGUUCCUUACGACAGUGUGGCAGAUUCGGGGAUGACAGGCGGGAAGAAGAACUACCAACUGGACGGAUUACCGCAGCUCUUUAAAGCUAAAGGGUACGAGCCCUUCUUCACGACUGGCUGCAAAACAGACUACGACGACUGGGACACGUUCCUGCCCUCUCACGGCUUCGAUACGGUGUGGGGGCGGGAUGAAAUGAUCAAUUUGGCGGAAAGUGAUCUGGGCAUCACUCCUGAUCAGUGGUUUGGCAAGGAACAUCGCGAGCUUUACUGGGGCGUACACGACGACAUCAGCUACCAGAUUCUGGGCGAUCUCAUGGUCAACAAGACCAAAGAGCAGGGACAGCGUAUGGCCAAGGGGGAAGCGAAGAAGCCGCUUUUCCUGACGCACUACACCAUCUCCAGCCACGUGUCGUACGAGGAGCGCCCCACGUGGUAUGCUGAGGCAGAGAAGCCAGACUUCUCGUCGCUGUAUGACGGUGUGGAAUACGCGGCCAGUAUCAAGAACUACGUGGAGAUGCGCUAUUUCUCGGACAUGGAGUUUGGCAAGUUUAUGGACCGCAUGUCUGCUGCGGGCAUCCUCAACGAUACGAUCGUCGUUGUGGUCGGCGACCACGGUCAAGCCCCGGAAGCGGGAAACUACAUCCCGGAGGCUCGAGACGUGUCCGUUCAUCAUGUUGCGGGCGCGUUGGUGGCUGAAGGGCGACUGGGAGACGCCGUGGGGCUGAAGAUUGAGGACGCGUCCGAGCAGUACGAUAUCCUCAACACUCUGGCGGAUAUCGUCGGUGUUCCUGAAGAGGGAUUUCUGCAAGAUGGAGUCGGUCGAUCCCUCAAACGCCAAGCCACAUUCGGAGAGCGAGUGGUGUACAGCAACAAUCCCAGCCGGAAAAUGUCGAUUGUUCGCGGUACGGAGCGUCUGCGCUACGACCGUGCAGCGAGAUCUGUGCUUCUUCAUGACGCCAAGGCUGACCACGACAUGCACGUGGAUCUGUUCCCCGACUUGACUCUGGAGCAGCAGAACGAGUGGCUCACAUGGCGGGAUCACGGCCGCCAACUCACGGAAUAUUACGUCAAGCGGUGGGACAAGAGAUGUCUUUUUGCAGCCAAGUGCUAA
Molecule: messenger RNA, 2184 nt
Organism: Phytophthora infestans T30-4
Lineage: Eukaryota; Oomycota; Peronosporomycetes; Peronosporales; Peronosporaceae
Product: sulfatase-like protein
Exons: 3
Coding region: 1-2184 (727 amino acids)
Source: RefSeq, a predicted model, not a curated record